Molecule: messenger RNA, 1170 nt
Organism: Exaiptasia diaphana
Lineage: Eukaryota; Metazoa; Cnidaria; Anthozoa; Actiniaria; Aiptasiidae
Exons: 1
Coding region: 1-1170 (389 amino acids)
Molecular function (GO): O-methyltransferase activity
Source: RefSeq, a predicted model, not a curated record
AUGCAUUCUGUUUGGAAGCAUCGCUGUAUUUCAAUUCUAAUCGACCUAAAGAUUCCUGAUCUGCUCUGCAACAUCGAAGAAUCAUCCAUKAGUAUCGAAGAGAUUGCAUUAAAGUCUGGAUGUAAGACAAGCUUGCAGUUGUACGAGGUCAUGAGAGUUCUAGCKCGAUUGGGGAUUGGCAAAGAGCUGGAGRACAAGCAUUUUACCAAGAAUGAAAGCAUGGAACUAUUAAGACGAGAUAAAGGUCCAAGCUUAGGUCACAUGUWCGCUUACUAUGGCAGUGACGAACAAUUCAAGUCCUUAAGUUCUCUGGGAGCAGCCGUAAAGCAAGGAAAACCUGCCUUCRUCCUGGAGCAUGGGAUGACCCACCUAAGUUAUAUGAGUGACCUGACAAAAAGUUACGAUCAAWCAAAACUGUCUGAAGGAACAUCUAUGCACAAGAUAGGAAGCCUUGAACGUMGAGUGGAKCUAGCCAAUGACUAUGCCAAAGGUAUGACGUAUUYUACCUACCUUGAAACACUACCAAACAUACCAGGYAUCAAAAAUUUGUACAACGUAUUCCCCUGGUCGACAUGCAAGAAACUGGUUGAUAUAGGUGGGUGUACAGGAAGCUUUCUCUCRUCGAUCUUGAAACUGCCUGGAUGCGAGCACGUCCAAGGAUGUGUUAUUGACUAUUUGGAAGUAGUUGAWGAAGCCAAAACAAAGAUUCAAGAUCUUGGGAUCUCUGCACGCCGUAUUGAGUUUCUGGCACACGAUUUUACGAAGCCUUUUCCGAGUGACCUGCRCUUGGAGGCAGACACCGUGAUGUUCAAGAAUACAUUUGGAAUGUACAUAGGCGAUGACAGCUUGUCGCGCAGUGCUUUAAGCAACUGUCGUAAGCUAUUCGCUCCACUUGGUGGAAGGCUGUUGAUAAUUGASUCGAUUGUACCCGAAGACAAAGAUCACAAUGUUGGAAUCAAUGGGAUGGAGUUGGGAAYACAAUCGAUCCAUCGGAUGAGCAUAGUAGGAAAGCCACGCCUGACCAAAACCGAGUUGAUAGAGCGACUCCGCGUAAUUGGUUCAAAUAUGGGUUACCACGUUGCGAAAGUGUACGACACCUUUCCUGGCUGUAGUUCCAUAAUAGAAUUAUCCUGGAAUCCUAAUAUCGAAUCUGCUCAGAAGACGGAAUAA